GGGGAUAGUGGAACACUAGGCAUUCUUUAGGACUCUGCCCCUAAGAGACACCCUCCCCCCACCUCUACUCUCUUCACAUAGAUCUCUGCUUCUAGUCAUCCCUCAGUUAUUAUCCUUGUUAUUGGGGGCUUGCCCCCAAGGGUGCCCAAGACCCCAAAUCCUGUGGAAUCCAAAUUGGGGCACAAACAUGGCAAAGGAUUAUCAAGACCUUCAGCAUCUGGAGAGCGAAGACAAUGGCCAUCAGUUCAGUAAAGGGUCUUCUUCACCUCAGACUAUUCUCCAGCGUCUCUGCCCUCCUAACCGCCUUCUCCUGAUCUCCUUGGGAAUCAGCUUCCUAUUGGUAGUGAUCAUCUCUGUGUUGGGAUCUAAAAAUACUCAACUUCAGAGAGAUCUACAGACACUAAAAGAAACUUUCACCAAUUUCUCAGAGAAGAUGGUGUCAGAGAUCCAAGUAUUAAAUAGCCAAGGAAGCAGUAUGAGCGAAAAGGUGAAAUCUCUGGAGGCUAAGCUACAGAAGCAUCAAAAAGACAGGGAUGAAGAUUUCUCGAAUUUCCUCUUCCAUGAGCAGCGCAUUUCAGCAGAUCUUCGAACGCUAAGUUGUCAGAUGACAAUACUCCAAAGCAAUGGUACCAGCUACAAGAUCUGUUGCCCUCUUAACUGGUUGGAGUUUGAGGAGAGCUGCUACUGGUUUUCUCGUACUGGGAAAUCCUGGACUGAGGCUGAGAAAUACUGUCAGAUGGAGAAUUCACACCUAGUUGUCAUAAACUCUUGGAGUGAACAAAACUUUGUUAGUCAUUAUACCUCACCUGCAUUUGCCUGGAUAGGCCUUACUGAUGCAGAAGGCACCUGGAAAUGGGUAGAUGGGACAAGCUAUGAGUCUAACAUCAGGAAUUGGAUGCCAUCCCAGCCAGACAACUGGUAUGGGCAUGGGCUAGGAGGAGGUGAGGACUGUGCCCACUUGCACUCUGAUGGAGGUUGGAAUGAUGAUGUCUGCCAGCGUCCCUAUCGCUGGGUCUGUGAGAUGGAAAUCAAAAAGACUACCUAGGAGUUCUGCAGGAAAAUACACCAUUUCCAUCCUGGAAUCUUCUCGGAGCAGCCUAGAAACGAGGGAUAUAAUCCAGAAUUACUAAGAUCUUCUAAAAAUCACCCUUAGAAGUGAUUGUGCUUUAAGUAAUACUGCAGUAUCAGAUUUCCUGGGAAUCUUUCCAAUUCACUAGAGCCUCUUUGGAAGAUUAUAGAUAGAGUUCAUGUGUUAGAGGUCAAAUAGGAAUUAAAAUGAAUUCUCCAAA
Molecule: messenger RNA, 1289 nt
Organism: Sarcophilus harrisii (Tasmanian devil)
Lineage: Eukaryota; Metazoa; Chordata; Mammalia; Dasyuromorphia; Dasyuridae
Product: asialoglycoprotein receptor 1
Exons: 9
Coding region: 188-1045 (285 amino acids)
Molecular function (GO): signaling receptor activity
Source: RefSeq, a predicted model, not a curated record